UUGACCUCCACAUUACUCUAAGUUUAAAGUGUUACUAUUUGAAUUUCAUUCAAAAAAUUUAAACAACUUGUUUUCUUCAAAAAUGUAUUUUUAAUUAAAAAAAAAUUACACGAUUUUGUUUUAUUGAGACAGUAUAUCAGGAUUAAUACAUGAUCGAAAGAGUGUCAUAGCAAUCAACUGUCUUCAAUCAUAUAUUUUGUAAGCGAUUUCUGUUAUCUUCAAUCAUUAGACAAGUAUUCUUUUAUCAGUAUUGUUAAUUACCCGCGAUAUGGUGGGGAAUCCAGUCGGUUCUCUGAUGACAUUCCCGUGAAAGAUUAUAUUUUGUGAAAUAUUCAAGUGAACCUUAAUUUAACUUGUCCAUAAUGCCAGCACCAAAUAAAUCAAAUGCAGCAAUGUCCCCCGAUGGUGAUGGUUCAAAACCAUCUGUUCCUAGAACUGAGCUUCAAGAUUUACAACUGAAAGCUGGUCAAGUGACUGAUGAUUCACUUGAAAGUACCAGGCGUAUGUUGGCUCUCUGUGAAGAGAGUAUAGAUGCUGGCACAAAAACUAUAGAAAAUUUGCACUAUCAAGGCGAACAAUUGGAUAGAAUUGAAGAAGGUAUGGAUCAAAUUAAUGCAGACAUGAAAGAAGCGGAAAAGAAUUUAACAGGGAUGGAAAAAUGUUGUGGAAUAUGUGUAUUACCAUGCAACAAGUCUGCUUCAUUUAAGGAAGAUGAAGGAACGUGGCGAGGCAAUGAUGAUGGUAAAGUAGUAAAUAAUCAACCUCAACGUGUUAUGGAUGAACGAAAUGGCAUGGGUGCUCAAGGAGGCUAUAUUGCUAAAAUUACAAAUGAUGCUCGAGAAAAUGAAAUGGAAGAAAACAUGGGACAAGUGAAUACCAUGAUAGGAAAUCUUCGCAACAUGGCCCUGGAUAUGGGAAGCGAGUUAGAAAAUCAAAAUAGACAAGUGUCUCGAAUAAACAUGAAGGCUGGAUCUAAUGAAACACGAAUAUCAGUUGCCAAUCAGAGGGCUCACGAACUUCUAAAGUAGUCAAACUUACUAUUUGUAUUAUUUUUUUUAAUCACUAAAACUGUUUAUUGCUUAUUCCUGAAUUAUUUGCUAUUUUAAUUAUGAAUAUUUUUAUAAAUAGAUAUACCAUUAUAAUUAUUA
Molecule: messenger RNA, 1148 nt
Organism: Daktulosphaira vitifoliae (grape phylloxera)
Lineage: Eukaryota; Metazoa; Arthropoda; Insecta; Hemiptera; Phylloxeridae
Gene: Snap25
Product: synaptosomal-associated protein 25
Exons: 8
Coding region: 363-1028 (221 amino acids)
Biological process (GO): exocytosis; synaptic vesicle priming; synaptic vesicle fusion to presynaptic active zone membrane
Cellular component (GO): SNARE complex; plasma membrane
Molecular function (GO): syntaxin binding; SNAP receptor activity
Source: RefSeq, a predicted model, not a curated record